Funneliformis mosseae is the source of this 1119-nucleotide messenger RNA. The record is from the annotation of a GenBank genome assembly. NCBI's taxonomy places the organism in Eukaryota, Fungi, Glomeromycota, Glomeromycetes, Glomerales, Glomeraceae.
AUGCCGAACGAUAAUCAAGGUGUUAUUCCACAUUGCAAUGGACGUAGAGUGGCCACCGGUAAAGUCAUCAAUGCGAUUCUCGACUCUUCGCAAGGAAUGAACCGUUGCCUCGUGAUCGUAAGCUUGACCGAUGGGUUGAGGAUUGAAUUUCCUGUACCGACCACACAAGAAAUCCGAGAUCGUUUCUUCUAUAAGAGGGCAAAGACUCAACCUGACAAGCCAGCUCGACCUCCGAAUAAAUUUUUCAUCUUUCGAACCAUGUUUCAAGGGGCCAUCGAUAGCCUGAAACUUCAGGUUCCUAUCGUGUCCGGACUCGCGAGCGAAGUUUGGAAAAAAUGUAGUCCAGAAGUCGUUGAAUUAUUUACAAAACUCUCACAAAUUGCAAAGACCGAACAUGGUGUGAUCAAUCCAGGAUACGUUUACAAGCCGAAUAGAGAUAAGUCUCACAACAUGAAAUCCAAGAACAACUCUCGUAUCCGGGGAAAGGCUUCCCAAGAUGUAAAUCAUUCAUUACAAAGUCCAACGUUAAGUGAUAUUUCCCCGGAAUUUUCAUCGACUGCGCCCGUAUGGACUGCUCCCUCAAAUUUGUUUACUCCAAACGAGCUUGUAAAUAAUGUAAUCCCUUCACAACAUGCUGCCGCGAAUCCAUACAUGAUGAACGAAUCAAUCACAACGGAACAAAAUUACCAGACGAUACCAUCUUACGGUUCAAUUGAUCUACCCAUUCACCCCAUUACAACUCAACCAUUUGGAACAAUACAAGCCUGCCGACAAUUCUAUAAUUGUCCAAAGUUUUUGUAUUGUUCCAACAACGAGUUUCAGAUCGAUCAAUUCAACGCGUUAGGAUACGAGCAAAGUGCGAUGCCGCAAAUAUCAACCCCGGGUCAACCUAUGCCUUACCUUUCAACGAUAAGGCAUAUGAACUUGAAUAAUGAACCGGAUCAAUUUAUCUUUGAUUCUCCCGUAAGCGAGAAAAAUGACGUGGAUUUGUUACCAGAACAAAUGCACAUGACGAAUUCAAUGGUACUAAACCCACGUCAUUAUACGAUUUUACAACACCCUUACGAACAAUACGAACGAUCCUCAGCGUUACCAUUUAAGUUUGAAAGCAUUAACUGA